AUAAGGAGAGUAAAGUGGAGAAAGGAAGGAACUACUUGUGAGAGAACUCUGAGGCACAGCCAUGGCUCCUUGCUCACUCUGCUGCAUCAUCCUGCUGCUGUUCCUUCAAAGCAAUGCGGAGCACUAUUUGACGGUACGUCCUGGGAAUACAGUGGUGUCUGUGGGAUCCUCAAUACAACUAAACUGCUCAAUCAAUUGUCCCUUGGGUAACGUAGAGUGGAAAGGGCUUGACAAUGCUGAUAAUGGACAAUAUAUUGCUCCUGGAUACAGUGUCCAGAUCUUAAAAAAUAUAAGUAUCCCCAUGGAAGGCACCAGGAUCUGUGUGGGGUCUUGUCCUGGCAGCUCCAAGCGUUACCAGAAAACAGCGCAACUCCAUGUAUAUGCUUUACCAAAAACUUUGCUCCUAAGCAACACCAUGAAAAAUGGCGUCCGUUAUCUGAACUGCCUAGUAGAGCGUGUGUAUCCUCUACCUGACAUCAUCUGCUACAGAGGACCCGAAAUAUUGGGAGAACCCAUUGACCAAAAUGAGAUUCCUGAUGUGGAUGACCUACAUAAUGUAACAUGGAGCUGGGAAAUCCCUGAGGAGGACUGGAUUCCAGGGACCUUAUACAGAUGUGAGGCACAAGUGUCUCUAAUGAAUGAAGUGUUGACAAGAGAAGGAACCUUGUAUAUAUCAAGCAAAGUAGAGACCACCAGUGCAGUCCCUGCUUCUUCCAUCUCCCAAAUCACAUCUACCCCAUCAUGGAAGCCUGAGACACCUUAUGUAACAACCACUACUAGCAGAUCUCCAAAUCCUCAUACCAUACAGGGGAGUACUACAACUGUAAGUCACCCAUGGACCAUUCCUGGAGAAUAUACAAGGAAUGCUACAAUCAGUACAGUCACCAUCCAGAGCACACUGCCUGCUCCAUCAACGGCUCCUGCCAAACCCACUGACUUAGUAGAGACCACCAGUGCAGUCCCUGCUUCUUCCAUCUCCCAAAUCACAUCUACCCCAUCAUGGAAGCCUGAGACACCUUAUGUAACAACCACUACUAGCAGAUCUCCAAAUCCUCAUACCAUACAGGGGAGUACUACAACUGUAAGUCACCCGUGGACCAUUCCUGGAGAAUAUACAAGGAAUGCUACAAUCAGUACAGUCACCAUCCAGAGCACACGGCCUGCUCCAUCAACGGCUCCUGCCAAACCCACUGACUUAGAUGUCCUUUAUCUUACGUGGACAAUUCUUCCAGCUAUAGGUGUGGUUGGGAGCUUUGUACUUUCUCUACAAAUCUAUAGACAUCUGAACAAGAAAGGAUUCUUUGAACCCAAUCAUAUGGAAUUUUCAAAAGUCAAAAAAGACAUCCAAUCCCUAGGAAGCUUGCAGGCAGUACUAUCUUAUGAUAGAUCAACCAAAAAGGAGUUUUCCAUGUGCUAAUUGAUUUUUGCUGUUAGCAAACCUAUAGAGGUCUACUGAUCCAAACUGUGAUUAACCUAAGGUACAGGCAGCAACUACUGAGACGAAUAAUUUAAUUUGACGUGAAUGUAAAAUACUUGUAAUAUAAAGAAUAUAUAUUUAUAUAUAAGAAUGUCCAUACAUUAGUAUAGACUCCUCAUUCCAUGUAAAAUAGACACAGGAAAGUCCCCUCUGGACAUCAGAACAUGGGACGUGGCAUCCUCUCUGGGCAUUAGGACAUGGAACGUGGUAGUCUCUCUGGGCAUUAGGACAUGGGACAUGGUACCCUCUCUGGGCAUUAGGACAUGGGAUGUGGUAUCCUCUGUGGGCAUUAGGACAUGGGAUGUGGUAUCCCCUCUGGGCAUUAGGACAUGGGACGUGGUAUCCUCUCUAGGCAUUAAGACAUGGGAUGUCAUAUCCCCUGUGGGGAUGGAAUGUUGUAUCCUGGAAUUGGAGAAGCACAAACAGCCCGUAAAGUUGUCAUGGUUGACCUGGAUUGAUAUCUGACCAAAAACAUAGAGUUUGUAUGUUUUAUUCAUGUUUGCGUGUGUUUCACUGAAUGCACCAGAUUCUUUCAGUGAUCCAAAAACUUACUGAUAGGUUAGGUUCUGUUUACAUCUGCUUUGGAGACACCAUUUUGAAUCUUCAUUGCAGGAUUCCAUCAUAUUUGCAAAAAAAUAAAAAUUGUAUAGCAUGCAUUACUUUUUCCAGGGAAAUGGGGCCUGUUAGUAUCAGUCUUGUGAAGGAUCCAUUACAUCUUGAAUUACAUC
Molecule: messenger RNA, 2205 nt
Organism: Bufo bufo (common toad)
Lineage: Eukaryota; Metazoa; Chordata; Amphibia; Anura; Bufonidae
Gene: MADCAM1
Product: mucosal vascular addressin cell adhesion molecule 1
Exons: 7
Coding region: 62-1417 (451 amino acids)
Biological process (GO): integrin-mediated signaling pathway; leukocyte tethering or rolling; positive regulation of lymphocyte migration
Cellular component (GO): membrane
Molecular function (GO): integrin binding involved in cell-matrix adhesion
Source: RefSeq, a predicted model, not a curated record